Molecule: messenger RNA, 1682 nt
Organism: Anopheles nili
Lineage: Eukaryota; Metazoa; Arthropoda; Insecta; Diptera; Culicidae
Gene: Gs2
Product: glutamine synthetase 2 cytoplasmic
Exons: 5
Coding region: 225-1331 (368 amino acids)
Cellular component (GO): cytoplasm
Molecular function (GO): glutamine synthetase activity
Source: RefSeq, a predicted model, not a curated record
CGUUCGCUUGGCUGGCGUGUGUCGCACGUGCUUGCAUUUCCUUCUCUCGUUGAGUGUGUGUGUGUGUGGUCGGUGCCGGUUGUUGAGUCGCGUGUAUUUCCGAGACUCCUAAGCUCAGAGGACGAGGUGAUCCUCUCGGUUCCCAGCAGGACACGAUUUCGGUAGUGUGAUAGCGCGUUGUUUGGCAUUCUUCAGGAUUUCCAUAACGACACCAACCAUACAAAAUGUCGCGAACACUGGAGCUGUCGCCGAACGCGCACAUCAACAAGACGCUGCUCGACAAGUACAUGUCCUUGCCGAUGCCGGAUGGUAAGAUUCAGGCGACGUACAUCUGGAUUGACGGAACCGGUGAGAACGUCCGCUGCAAGGAUCGCACGCUGGACUUCAUCCCGCAGUCUCCAAGCGAGCUACCGAUCUGGAACUACGACGGCAGCUCGACCUACCAGGCGGAAGGUUCCAACUCGGACGUCUACCUGCAUCCGGUCGCGAUCUAUCGUGAUCCGUUCCGACGCGGAAAUAACAUCCUGGUGCUGUGCGAAACGUACCGCUACGACGGCACGCCAACCGAGUCGAACAAGCGCAAGACGUGCCUAGAGGUGUGCCAGCGAACGGCCGAUGAGCAGCCAUGGUUUGGCAUUGAGCAGGAGUACACGCUGUUGGACGUGGACGGACAUCCGCUUGGUUGGCCCAAGAAUGGUUUCCCGGGACCGCAAGGACCGUACUAUUGCGGAGUUGGCGCAGAUAAGGUGUACGCGCGUGAUAUCGUCGAUGCGCAUUACCGGGCGUGUCUGUACGCUGGUGUGAAGAUUUGUGGCACCAACGCCGAGGUUAUGCCGGCUCAGUGGGAGUACCAGGUUGGUCCUUGCGAGGGCAUCUCGAUUGGGGAUGACCUGUGGAUGUCGCGGUUCCUGUUGCACCGUGUGGCCGAAGAGUUCGGGAUUGUGGCCACACUCGACCCGAAACCGAUGCAGGGCGACUGGAAUGGAGCUGGCGCGCACACCAACGUGUCCACGAAGACGAUGCGUGAACCUGGUGGCCUUGCCGACAUCGAGAAGGCGAUCGGGAAGCUGUCGAAGCACCAUGAACGGCACAUCCGCGCGUACGAUCCGCAUGGUGGAAAGGACAACGAGCGUCGGUUGACGGGCAAGCACGAGACCAGCUCGAUUCACGAUUUUAACGCGGGUGUUGCCAACCGAGGCUGCUCGAUUCGUAUUCCGCGCGGCGUGUCCGAUCAAGGUUUCGGCUACUUCGAGGAUCGUCGCCCCAGCUCCAACUGUGACCCGUACAGUGUUUCCGAGGCGAUCCUGCGCACGAUCUGCCUGGACGAGUAGGCACAUCAAAGGGCCAACCAAGCGAACGUGACGCUGACGGACAUUCCAAGGAGUUGAAGGGUUGAUUUUUCCACUCGAGUUACAAACGAAAUUCGCACCAGAGCAGGAGUAGGGCCGGAGGCCCGUGGAAGGAUCCGUGGAUGUUUUAUGUUGUCCUGUGUUUUGUUUGUUUAUGUUUAGUAUAGUAACUAUAGUAUUCGCGCGAGUGCUGUCGUACAGCCGCCUUUCUUUGAAUAUGUUUUAAUCUUACCUCAAGCAAGCUGAACGCGCACCGUCGAAAGAUCUGAUAGGAGACGAAAGAAGCUUUUGUUUGUAACGAAAUGUUUGAAUAAAAACCAAUCGAAAAUGUAA